AUGGAAGGAACAGAUAGCCAUAACGAACAAUCAGACCAGCACAUGGUGGAUAACUCAGACAGCGAAGGCAGCCUUGUCGGGGAGCUUCUUGCCAGGUUUGCGAGCGGUCCCGCUGCUCGGUCUCCCGAACCAGACCAGGAUGCGCCAGGCGAACCCGAUUUACCGGAGGAUAAUAGAUUUGAUGAUUUGCCACUUCUACCAGAACUUGCCGUGGAGGUCCCAAUUGCGCCCAGUAGCGUUGUCGAGGGCUGUGAAUAUUUACCUGGGCACUUUGAGGCUCGCUACAUCAUCAGUGAGGAAGCGCUUGAGACGGAGGGUGGGCUUCUAUAUCGUGUCAAACUAAAGAGUGGCGAGGUCCAAAAGACCUCAUCCGAGCAACUUCAGACCCUCAAAAACGGCUCACAAGCUUUAUCCAACUUUCUCAACUACGGUCCUAAUGAGUCAGCCUCAUCUCGAUCCGACGUCACAUCAGAAGAAGACUCGGCUUUGUCCGAAUCAAGAAGUCGUACUAGGAAACGCACACAACGAACAUUCUUCGGCAAUUUGAGCAGUGACGAUGGCAUAGCUCACUCACGAGGUGAUUCCUCAGAUGACGAUUUGGCAUUAUUGAGCGCUACACAUAGAAGACGUCGCAUGCUACGAGCUCGAAAGAGCAAGUCGCGCUCGGCAAUCUUGUUUCCGGACGAAGAAAGCGAUCGCGCUACCCCAGUAGGCACGCGACAUUCGACAAGGGCUCGGAAGGUUUUGCGAAGGAAUCUGCGUGAACGCAAUGAAGACGAAAUCUCUGAGAAUGAAGGCACACCCAAGCAUCAUGAGAAGUUCUUUGGCGCCAAAGAAAAAUUCCACAAGAUACCGGAAAAUGACCCUUUUCGAGAAAGACAUCGAGGCGCUUGCAAGAGCUGUCACGUUAUCGGAGACGAUUAUGCGAAAGGGCCCCUCGUUUUCUGUCAGGGAUGUACCAGCAGCUUCCAUCAUCAGUGUCUAGGGCCUCGGGCUUCGCGAGACCAUCUGGUCACUAAGGUCACGGAUGAACUGUUUGUUCUUCAAUGUCGCAAUUGCCUGGGAGUCGCCACCGCGAAAGAUCCGGCUGUUCCACACCAGGGCUACUGCGCUAUCUGCGAUCGCGAAGGGAAAAUGUCAAGGCCACUACGGGAUCGCUUAACGCCGAAGCAGGAGCAGCAGUCUCGGCAACAGAAUGGCGGCAAGGACCCUAUCACAUUCAUCGAUAUGACACGGGUCAACAAUGUGGACAACUUACUAUUCCGCUGCACUACCUGUCAUCGAGCUUUCCAUUUCGAGCAUCUCUCGGACGUUGCCCAUCUCACGUGGCAUUGUCAGGAAUGUGCUUCAGUUCCGGGAGAGGUCGGAGCUAUGGUUGCAUGGCGGCCGGUCGAUCCAAGAGCGAAAAACGCGAGUGAAGCGCAGCGGGAAUACCUCAUCAAAUGGAAGAACAAGUCCUACAGCCACGCGAGCUGGAUGCCCGGCAGCUGGGUCUGGGGCUUCGUCAACCAUCACAUGCGUCGAGCCUUUUUCAAGAAAAAUCUCGAACCACAGAGGACUAUCGAAGAGGCUAUUCCGGAGGACUAUUUAAGGAUGGAUAUCAUUUUUGACGUCCGCUUUUCCGACACAUCGCCACCUGGAGAUACCAAGCGGUCUUAUGAAGCAGACCUGGAGCGGAUUGACGACGUGUCCCAAGUAUAUGUCAAGUUCAAAGGUCUGCCAUACGAGGAAGUAGUCUGGGAUACACCUCCCGAUCGCAGUGAUGUGGAGAGAUGGGAGGAUUUCAGGGCUGCUUUUGCAGACUGGGUCAAGCGGGAAUAUGUCCGUCAGCCGAAUCAAGAGACCCUAAGGAGACAUCUCGCGAAGAAAAGAAAGAAGGAUUUCAAGACCGAGUUGGUCAAAGACCAUCAACCUAGCAUAAUGACGGGCGGGGAGGCCAUGGACUAUCAGGUUGAUGGUAUUAAUUGGCUCUACUACAUGUGGUUCAAACAGCAAAAUGCCAUUCUUGCCGACGAGAUGGGUCUCGGAAAGACGAUUCAAGUCAUUGGCUUCAUGGCUACUUUGAUCCAAUACCACAGAUGCUGGCCUUUCCUGGUGGUAGUGCCCAACUCCACCUGUCCCAACUGGCGCAAGGAAAUCAAAUCAUGGGUUCCUUCAAUGCGGGUGGUGACCUACUACGGGUCUGCAGUCUCUCGCAAUCUUGCUAAAGAGUACGAAAUGUAUGCCGACGAUGAUCCGACUUUACGAUGCCACGUCGUCGUGACUUCGUAUGAGACGAUGGUGGACGAUGCAUCCCGCAAAGUUCUGGCGAAGAUCCCAUGGGCCGGUCUGGUUGUUGACGAAGGCCAACGGCUCAAGAAUGAUAAAAGCCAGCUCUAUGAUGCACUAUCGCGAAUCAGAUUUCCAUUUAAACUGCUUUUGACCGGCACUCCGCUUCAGAAUAAUAUUAGAGAACUGUUCAACCUACUGCAGUUUUGCGACCCAUCAAAGAAGGCCAUUGAUCUUGAAGAGGAAUACGGCACGCUCUCCAAGGAAAACAUUCCAAAAUUGCACGAUAUGCUACGGCCUUUCUUCUUGAGACGGACAAAGGCGCAGGUUCUCACCUUUCUUCCCCCGGUUGCUCAAAUCAUCGUCCCGGUCUCGAUGUCUGUUGUGCAGAAGAAACUGUACAAAUCUAUCCUUGCCAAAAAUCCUCAGCUGAUCAAGGCGAUCUUUCAACGCAAUGGGGUCAAGGCGUUGAAACAAACAGAGCGACAUAACCUGAACAAUAUUCUUAUGCAAUUGCGCAAAUGCUUGUGCCAUCCUUUCGUUUACAGCAGAGCCAUCGAGGAGAGAACUGCCGAUAGGAUGAAGUCCCACCGCCACCUGGUGGAUGCGGCUGGUAAACUUCAGUUGUUGGAGCUUAUGCUUCCGAAGCUCAGGGACCGUGGCCACAGAGUCCUCAUCUUCAGCCAGUUCCUCGAAAACCUUGACAUAAUUGAGGACUUUCUCGAUGGUGUAGGCUUAGCACAUCUCCGUCUUGAUGGUAGAAUGACCUCACUCGAGAAGCAAAAGACCAUCGACGAUUACAAUGCGGAAAACUCGCCUUACUUCGCUUUUCUUCUUUCGACCCGGUCUGGGGGAGUUGGGAUUAACCUUGCUACUGCAGAUACGGUUAUUAUCAUGGACCCGGAUUUCAAUCCCCAUCAGGACAUGCAGGCGUUGUCGCGUGCUCAUCGUAUUGGCCAGAAGAACAAGGUCCUGGUCUUCCAGCUUAUGACCCGCAGCAGUGCGGAAGAGAAAAUUAUGCAAAUUGGGAAGAAAAAGAUGGUCCUAGAUCACGUUCUCAUCGACCGCCUGGUGGCGGAGGAAGAUGACGGGCAAGAUCUUGAGUCGGUCCUUCGGCAUGGAGCUCAGACUUUAUUUGAUGAUGAUGACUCUGGCGAUGUACGAUAUGACUCUGAGUCUGUCGAUAAACUCCUUGAUCGCAGUCAAGCUGAACAAGCCAAGUCGCCUAUCGAGGGUGACCCGGAGUCUCAAUUCAGUUUUGCUCGGGUAUGGGCAAAUGAUAAUCAGAACCUUGAAGAUCGGCUUCAGGAGAUGACUGAGCAGACUGAAGAGGCUGCACCCAAUGCCGACAUCUGGGAGAAGAUUCUGCGCGAGCGUGAACAAGCUGCAGCCGAGGAGGCAAGAAGAAAAGCGGAAACGUUGGGCCGUGGAAAGCGGAAGCGUACUAAUAUUGACUAUGGCAAUGAUGCCACGGAACCGUCACCUGUCAAAGAUCGUAUGGAGCGUCUAGCAGAAAGCGACGGGGAAUACCGGGCAGACGAUGGGUUUGACUCCGAGUCUGACUCGGCCCCUGACUUAGACGCCGAGAAACUCGCAAGUAUCCCCAAGAGGACUAAAAUCCAUGGAUUCCAACGGAUUGGUCCCAUCAACUUGCCACUAGCCAUGGAUGGUAGCGCGGAGCCUGGCCAAACUCAGCAACCAGCGUGUAUUGCAUGCAAGCAGGUUCACCCGGUGGGUUCUUGUCGCUUGAAGUUAGCUGGUGUCGAGCACUGUCCUCUUUGUGGUCUGGCGCACUAUGGUUAUUCGCGGACAUGCCCGCAUCUGAGGUCCGAUACCCAGGUAGCCAGGAUGUUAGAUGCUAUCAAGCAGAGCACCGAGGACAAAGAGCUUGUUGCUUUAGCGAAGAAGUAUUUGACAGGUAUUCGUGGUAGCCUUGCACAACAGAAGAGGAAGCUGGCUAGUAAGGCUGCAGCAGGCAGUGCGACUCUUCCUGCUAGCACCCCUGCCGCAACCAGCUCCCCCAUUGUCGACCUUACGAGUGAAAAUCGCAUGGAGACAGCUGGCCAUCCGCCGACAUAUCCAGCACAGCCUUUUGCUCCAGCUUCUGAUAUGCCUCAACAGCAUCCUAGCCACAGGGUCUAAGAUGGGUGAAGUCCCAAGCCAAGGGUAGGAAGUAGCAGGUGGCGUUGUUAACGGCUUUUCUUCUCUCUUUCUCCGUGUGGAAUGCUUCAGCGUUAUUGCGACAAGGAACUUGGGAGUUUGUGAUUUCAUAGCAUUGAUAGGGGUUGCAUCGCAAAGCCA
Molecule: messenger RNA, 4569 nt
Organism: Aspergillus homomorphus CBS 101889
Lineage: Eukaryota; Fungi; Ascomycota; Eurotiomycetes; Eurotiales; Aspergillaceae
Product: putative chromatin remodeling complex subunit (Chd3)
Exons: 5
Coding region: 1-4410 (1469 amino acids)
Biological process (GO): chromatin remodeling; negative regulation of transcription by RNA polymerase II
Cellular component (GO): nucleus; chromatin
Molecular function (GO): ATP-dependent chromatin remodeler activity; DNA binding; ATP binding
Source: RefSeq, a predicted model, not a curated record